GCCCGCCAUUAGUGCACAGAGAUAUCCAAGCAAGCAGUGUCCUUCUCGAUGAUAAAUACGAAGUGCGACUUGGGAGCAUGAGUGACAUGCGUUCAGCAAAGUGGGGGAAGCCAGAAUGUCUUCUCUCGGAUAUUGAGAUCGUCAAAGUCUCUCGACAAGCACACAUCAGGUCCACCGGCCACUUGUUCCUACGACGUCCUGUGCUUUGGCAAGGUGCUGCUGGAGCUGGUGACCGGCAACUUCGGCAUCAGCGGGUCGAACGCCGCCGCCUCCGAGGAGUGGCUGGCGAGCACGCUGAGCAAGAUCAAUGGCGGCGACAAGGCGAGCAUCACGAGCAUCAUCGACCCGCUGCUCGUCGUCGACGAGGACCACCAGGAGGAGGUGUGGGCGGUGGUGAUCAUCGCCAAGACCUGCCUGAGCGCCAAGCCCUCGCGGCGGCCGUCGGCGCGACACGUGCUGCGCGCCCUGGAGAGCCCGCUGCGGGUGGUCCGGCAGGGCUCCUCCCGGUCCAACUCGGCGCGGCUGCAGAGCUCGUCGUCGCGGAGCUCGUCGCAGUCCGUGUUCUAGGGGAACCACCACCACCGGGCGCACAGCUUGGAUCGGCGCCACUCGGCGCGGUCCCACGGGAGCGGGGGCGGAGGGGAGGGGUCCUUCUCGUUCUCGUUCAAGAGGGCCGCGGCGGCGACGGAGGUUGCGCCGGAGCUGGCGGCGGCGCUCGACGAGAACGCCGUCGUUGUGUAGCGUUAGCGUGUAGGGUGGGCGCCCCCCAUUUCUCGGUUCCUUUUCACAGGCAUUCCUGAUUUUUUUUUCUCACCUGAUAUCGUCGCAUCGCUUUUGUGUAUAAUUUGUUGUUGUCUGAUGCGUUCAUCCGGUACGGUGUUCCAACGUGACCAAAAAAAUUGUGCAUAGAGAGCAUGUUUCAAAUA
Molecule: messenger RNA, 926 nt
Organism: Panicum virgatum (switchgrass)
Lineage: Eukaryota; Viridiplantae; Streptophyta; Magnoliopsida; Poales; Poaceae
Product: glutamate receptor ionotropic, NMDA 2D-like
Exons: 4
Coding region: 78-800 (240 amino acids)
Source: RefSeq, a predicted model, not a curated record